AUGCCGGAAGCCUUUGCGCAUAACUUUCCGCCACUGUCGCGGUCGCGAUCGUCACAUGCAGGAGUCAACAGAGGGCAUGACACAGCUGAUCGUGGUGCAUCUUGCGCACUCCGAAUUGAACGUGCCAGGGUGCGGACAGCAGAGCGUGCUGCUGCUGUGGCAAGAUUGAAGGAAGAUCUUGCAAGGCUCUACAGAGAUACGACGGCCUUUCGUGCAGAAGAAGCCCGGCUCAAGACUCAGGCUGAGUCCGAGACCUGGCGUGGGGGACAACAGCGCGAGGUUUUGCUGAACCAGCAACUGGAGUUGCGCAGCAAGCUGGAAGAGUUUGCAAGGAAUGCAGAUUUACACAGAGCCCACGCUAAAGAGUGGCAUGAAGAGCUUGAGACACUUGAACGGCACCAGGCCCUUGCAGCUGACCAAGUGGAUGUUCUGGACAAAGCGAAUGUGCGUCUGAAAGGCAUCGCGGCGGAGCACCAGCAACGGCUUACCAGGGCCGAGGCCCGUCUGAAGAAGCUUGAAGCACGACGCGUUCAGACAAAGUCAGAGGUGGCGAAGCUUCAGCAAGAACUGUCUCAACAGCUGGAGGCCAAAACAACGGAGGAAGAAGUGAGUACGGCUCAGAAGGGCAGCUCCGAGAUGGCAAGUGCAGGUGCAUCGAAAGCACGUGCCAAGCAGAUACGCAAAGGAUCUGAGCAACACAGCCGGACUGCUAAAGACCCGAAAGAGAAAGAGGAAUUGAAGGAGGCAGGAGAGCAAAAGUCGCAGGUCAUUCUGCUUUUCCUGCUCGUGCUAGUCGUUGCGGUGGGCCCCUACUUCUUUGCGCAGCUCCUGGACUGA
Messenger RNA from Symbiodinium sp. CCMP2592, 837 nucleotides. Lineage: Eukaryota; Dinophyceae; Suessiales; Symbiodiniaceae. The record is from the annotation of a GenBank genome assembly.